AUGAAGAAACUUCUAAUACUGUCACUGACUCAUGGGAAUGAAAACAACUGGGCUUUUGUGCUUGCUUUGAGUUUACAUCUGGUCUUGUUCUUACAUCAAAAGAAUUGUGUUUGUGCUUAUCAGGUAUUCCAAAAACGUUUGCCACCUGAAGCAGUAGAUCUUGUGUGUAGGUUCUUCCAAUAUUCUCCUAAUUUGAGAUGCACAGCUGUAAGUUUAUUCAUGGUGGAAGCUUGUAUCCACCCUUUCUUUGAUGAGCUAAGAGAUCCAAACAUUCGCCUCCCAAACGGUUGGCCACUUCCUCCACUUUUCAAUUUUAAGCCAAACGAGCUCUCUGGCAUCUCUCCUGAAACAUUGGACCGGCUUGUCCCAGAACAUGCCCGUAAGCAAAACCUCUUCAUGGCAUUACACUCGUAA
Thlaspi arvense is the source of this 414-nucleotide messenger RNA. Lineage: Eukaryota; Viridiplantae; Streptophyta; Magnoliopsida; Brassicales; Brassicaceae. The record is from the annotation of a GenBank genome assembly.